UUUCGUGAACGCGCGUCAGGCAGGAAUGGCGCCCUAAUUGUAGAUAAAUGCAAAUUACUUAUUAAUAUUAUAGGAAAACAGCGAAAAUGCAUAUAAAACAGGUGAUAAUUCAGGGUUUUAAGAGUUAUCGCGAGCAAAUCGUUGUAGAGCCCUUCGACAAACGUCAUAAUGUCGUAGUUGGGCGUAACGGUUCUGGAAAAAGCAACUUUUUUCACGCCAUCCAGUUUGUGCUGAGCGAUGAGUUCUCACAUCUCCGUCCGGAGCAGCGAUUGGCUCUGCUUCACGAAGGCACUGGACCGAGAGUCAUCUCUGCCUUUGUGGAAAUCAUUUUUGACAAUUCAGACAACAGGAUACCAAUCGAGAAAGAUGAGAUCUUCCUCCGCCGCGUUAUCGGGUCAAAGAAGGACCAGUUCUUCCUCAAUAAGAAGGUUGUGCCGCGAUCAGAGGUGCUCAACCUGCUCGAGAGCGCCGGCCUGUCCAACUCCAACCCUUACUACAUCGUCAAACAGGGAAAGAUCAACCAAAUGGCUAUCGCCCCAGAUUCCCACCGAUUGAAGCUGCUCCGAGAAGUCGCCGGCACAAGGGUGUAUGACGAGCGCAGGGAGGAAUCUGUCACCAUACUUAAAGAAACCGUCGGAAAGGUGGAGAAGAUAAACGAGUUCCUGCAAACAAUCGAAGAGCGUCUGAAGACCUUGGAAGAGGAGAAAGAGGAGUUGAAAGAGUAUCAGAAGUGGGAUCGUUCGCGCAGAGUGCUAGAGUUCAUCAUACACGACACAGAGCAUCGAGAGAACAAGAGGAAACUUGAGGAGCUGGAGAAAAUACGUUCCAACAGUGGCAAAGAACAACAACAUUAUGCGGACAUGGUCAGAGAGGCCCAGGACCAUGUGAGAGAAGCGAGCAGGAAACUGAAGGAAGCACGCAAAGACGUAAUGUCGGCGCGUGAGGAAAAGGACAUUUUGUCCACCGAACAGCAACAGUUACUGCGGGAGAAAACCAAACUGGAGCUUGGCAUCAAAGAUCUCAGCGAUGACGUUGAUGGAGACAAUAAGUCUAAGGAACGCGCCGAGGCCGAAUUAAAACGUCUAAGACAGCAGAUAUCAGAGAAGGAGCGUGAGCUAGAAGCCCUGAAACCUAAAUACGAAGAAAUGAAAGCUAGAGAAGAGGAAUGUACUAGGGCAUUAGCGCUCAACCAGCAGAAGAGACAGGAGUUGUACGCAAAGCAGGGGCGAGGCACGCAGUUCACCUCCAAGCAAGACAGGGAUAGAUGGAUCGAGAAGGAACUCAAGUCUCUAAGCAAGCAACUGAAAGACAAGAAGGAACAUGAGAACAAGCUCCGAGAGGACCUCCGCCACGACGGGGUCAAGUUAACAGACCUCGAGAAAAAGAUAGAAGAGACCACGAAAGAGAUGGAAAGACAGCGGAUCGCUAUUGAUGAACAUAACAAACAGUAUUAUGAGUGCAAGAAACGGAAGGACCAAGAGCAAAGCGCUAGGAAUGAACUGUGGCGUAAAGAAACUACUCUGACGCAGAAUCUGUCAUCGCUGAAGGAGGAUUUGGCUAAGGCUGACCAGGCUUUGCGUUCCAUGGCCGGAAAGCCCAUUCUAAACGGACGGGACAGUGUUCGCAAAGUGCUAGAAACAUUCCAACAGCGAGGCGGGGAGUGGGCCAAAAUUGCCACGCAGUACUUCGGGCCCGUCAUCGAGAAUUUCACGUGUGACAAGACCAUAUACACUGCUGUUGAGGUGACAGCGGGUAACAGACUGUUCCAUCACAUAGUGGAAUCCGACACUGUAGGGACAAAGAUCCUAAAGGAAAUGAAUCGUCAGAGUUUACCAGGAGAGGUUACCUUCAUGCCUCUUAACAGAUUGCAAGUUCGAGACAUGAUCUACCCUAACGACAAUAACGCUAUAGCCAUGGUGCAAAAGCUGAAAUACGACGCGAAGUAUGCGAAAGCGAUGAAGUACAUAUUCGGCAAGACGCUCAUCUGCAGGAACUUGGAGUGCGCCACUGAACUAGGCAAGCAGUUCCACCUCGACUGCGUUACGUUGGAGGGUGACCAGGUAUCAUCAAAAGGCUCCCUCACCGGCGGUUACUUCAACCAGUCCCGCUCCCGCCUCGAGAUGCAGAAGACCCGCUCCGAGCUGAUGGAGCAGAUCACGUCGCUGGAACAAGAGUUGAACACGCUCAGACAGGAGCUGAACAAGACCGAGGCCAGCAUUAAUAGCAUCGUGUCCGAGAUGCAGCGGACUGAGACCAAGCAGGGGAAGGCCAAAGACAUAUUCGACAAAGUGAAAGCGGACAUCCGGCUGAUGAAAGAAGAGUUGGCAUCCAUCGAGAGGUCCCGCGGCCCUAAGGAGCGUUCGCUGGCACAGUGCCGCUCCAGCCUUGAAGCCAUGCAGGCCACUAAGGAAGGACUCGAGUCUGAGCUUCAUCAGGAACUAAUGGAACAACUGUCGACGCAAGACCAGGGUAAAGUGGACGAGUUGAACGAUGCCAUCCGCCGACUAACUCAGGAAAACAAGGAGGCAUUCAGCGCUAGGAUGAACCUCGAGGCCACGAAGAACAAACUGGAAAAUUUGCUCACUAACAACUUGAUCAGACGUAAAGACGAGCUGGUCCAAGCUCUCCAAGAGAUAUCGGUCGAGGAUCGCAAACGGCGCCUCGCCAACAGCGAGUCCGACCUCGCGGCCGCCGAGAAGCGCAUCAAGCAGAUCAAUAAGGAGAUGGAAGAAGUGGAGAGAAAGGUUCAAGCUGCGGUCAAGAAUGAGAAGGGGCUGAAACUUGAGCUGGACAAGUGGAGGAAUAAGGAAAAAGAAGCUCAAGACAAAAUGGAGGAAGACGCCAAAGGGCUCGAGAAGAUGGCGUCAAAGGAGGUGCUACUGCAGGAGAAGAUACAAGAGUCCCUCGACAAAAUCGCGGCGCUCGGUACCCUGCCCAACGCGCCCGAACUACAUGCCAAGUACCAGAAGAUGUCACUCAAACAGCUGUUCAAAGAGUUGGACAAAGCCAACCAGCACCUCAAGAAGUACAACCACGUGAACAAGAAGGCCUUGGACCAGUUCAUCAGCUUCUCCGAGCAGAAAGAGAAGCUUUACAAGAGGAAAGAGGAACUCGAUAUUGGUGGCGAAAAAAUCCGUGAGCUGAUCGAAACGCUAGAGCAUAGGAAACUGGAAGCCAUACAGUUCACGUUCAAACAAGUGAGCAAGAAUUUCACAGAGGUGUUCAAGAAGUUAGUGCCGACGGGUAGAGGCAGCCUCAUCAUGCGCGUAGCCACUGACGACGGGCAGGAGCUUAACCCUGACCGGGCGAACGCAGACCAAUUCACUGGCGUGGGCAUCAAGGUAUCCUUCACCGGCGGGGAGGGCGACAUGCGAGAGAUGAACCAACUCUCCGGAGGACAGAAGUCGCUAGUAGCGCUAGCUCUCAUCUUCGCUAUUCAGAAGUGCGAUCCCGCGCCGUUCUACUUGUUCGACGAAAUUGAUCAGGCUCUGGACGCGCAGCACCGCAAGGCGAUCGCCAACAUGAUCCACGAGCUGUCCGACUCGGCGCAGUUCAUCACCACCACCUUCAGGCCCGAGCUGCUCGAGCACGCGCACAAGUUCUACGGCGUCAAGUUCAGAAAUAAGGUAUCCCACGUGGACUGUGUUACACAGGAUGAAGCGCGCGACUUCGUGGAGGACAGCGUCACACACGCCUGAACAAUCAUUGCAGUAAAGCUUU
Molecule: messenger RNA, 3720 nt
Organism: Cydia amplana
Lineage: Eukaryota; Metazoa; Arthropoda; Insecta; Lepidoptera; Tortricidae
Gene: SMC3
Product: structural maintenance of chromosomes protein 3
Exons: 23
Coding region: 87-3698 (1203 amino acids)
Biological process (GO): mitotic sister chromatid cohesion
Cellular component (GO): chromosome; mitotic cohesin complex
Molecular function (GO): double-stranded DNA binding; ATP hydrolysis activity; cohesin loader activity
Source: RefSeq, a predicted model, not a curated record